This is a messenger RNA of Chanos chanos (milkfish), 498 nucleotides long. It is a transcript of the gene emp3a, whose product is annotated as epithelial membrane protein 3a (MAM blood group). The record is from RefSeq and is a predicted model, not a curated record. Bases 1 to 498 code for a protein of 165 amino acids. Gene Ontology annotation, cellular component: plasma membrane. The transcript is spliced from 4 exons. Lineage: Eukaryota; Metazoa; Chordata; Actinopteri; Gonorynchiformes; Chanidae.
AUGGCUUUCCUGUUGCUGUCAGUGACUGUGCUGCACCUGAUCACUCUGGCUAUGCUAUUCAUUGCCACCAUGGAGAAGUCAUGGUGGGUUUGGGGAGAUGUGGAAAAUUCCGACCUCUGGCAUAAGUGUAUAUUCGACAAUGCCACAGGAACAUGGCUUUGUGCCUCUGCCACUGAGAACGAGUGGCUUCAGACGGUCCAGGCCCUCAUGGUUCUGUCAGUGGUGCUCUCCUCCAUUUCCUUCUUGGUUUUUCUUGGCCAGCUCUUCACCAUGUCAAAGGGAGGGCUUUUUUACUUCACUGGACUCUGUCAGAUUCUUGCAGGUCUUGCAGCAUUUGCAGGUGCCCUCAUCUACACCUUCCAGCGUAAAGAGAUUCUCCAGGACUCCAGGGAGCUGGCCCUGGGUAACUUUGGCUACUGCUUCAUCCUGGCUUGGGUCUGCGUACCACUGCUGCUCUGCAGUGGGGUUCUCUAUGUUCACCUACGCAAGAGAGCAUAA